Messenger RNA from Dermatophagoides farinae (American house dust mite), 3137 nucleotides. Lineage: Eukaryota; Metazoa; Arthropoda; Arachnida; Sarcoptiformes; Pyroglyphidae. The record is from RefSeq and is a predicted model, not a curated record.
GUUCAAUUGAACAAAAUUUCAAUUUUAAUAAUGAUGAAAAAUACCUCAAUGAUAAUCAUGAUGAUGAUGUUGAUCUUAUUCUUGAUCCAGAAGAAUUGGAACAAGAUUUUAAAAAAUCCAAUCUUUCACAUCAUGAAUCUAUAGAAUCAAUGCAUUCGAAAUCAACGACUAUUUCAACAUCAUUUGAUGGUGUUAUUGAUGAACGUAUAUUAUUAUUAGAUAAUGAUGAUAAAACAUCUGUUAGUCUUGCCAUUGCUACUAUUGAUACAGCAAUUGAACAAUAUCAACAGGAACAAGAAGAAGAAUUACAGCAGCAGCAACAACCACAACAACAACAACAACAACAAAUAGCAUCAUCAUCGGCACCACUUUCGGAAUCAUCGGAAUGUUCAUCAUCGAUAACAACAGCAACAACAACAACAACGACAACAUCAUUAUCUAAAUCGGUAUUAACACAGAUACGUAAUCAUCUAGCGCAAAGUUUAUUACGAGUUAAAGAGCUUGAAAAUCAAGUUGCACAAAUAUCAAUAAUGAAAAAACGAUUGGUCGAAUUAGAAUCUGAACGAUUGAUUUUGAUGGAAAAAUUAACAACCAAACAAAAUAAUGACGAAGAGAAAGAAGAAAAAAUGGUCAAAAAUUCUAAAGAUUCGGCAAAAUUACCCGAGGCGGAAGCAAUCGAUCAAACAAAGAUAAAUGACGAUGAUGAUGAUUAUGAUAAUGAUGAUGAUGUUGCGAAAGAAAUGAAUAAAAAAUUAUCAUUGAUUAAAUUCGAAACAUUCAAUGUUGAACCAAUAAAAUAUCGUCAUAUUGGAACAUUAACCAAUUUUGCUCCCUGUGUUUUAUAUCGUAAUGCAUUCGUACAGACUGAUCUCAAAUAUAGAGAUAUUCGACCAUUGGUUAAAACAACAGAAUCAUCAACAACCAUGAACACCGAACAUCAUUUGAUAAUGCCGAUUAAAAUGGAAGAAAAAAAUUCUCAAACUGAUGAUAAUCUGAUUAGUAAUAGUAUGAUUGGCGAUCAUAUAAGUAGUAGUAAAAAGAUUUAUGAUCAUAAUAAUAUGGCUACCAAUAUCGAUUCGGUUGCUGAUGUUCAACAUGAUAAGAUCUCUAGAUCAACUGAUAAUGAUAAUGAUACGACGUCUUCGGCGGAUGAUGAAUCUUCAUCAGUCGAAGUGGUACGUGAUUGCCAUAACCAACGAACAUCUAGCCCAUUGAAACUUUUUACAGACGUUACCAGCCUUGAUGAUGGUAAUCAUUUUAGCCAACAUCUGAAUGUAACGAAUUCCAAUAAUAAUAAGACUGAAGAUAUGCCCGAGUGUUUACGUAGUCAUUUUAUUGUUCGAAGACGUCGUCGUUUAUGCGACAAUUGUGUUUUAAAUGAAACUAAUAAAGGUGGUGGUAAUGUUGAUUAUAGUCUAGUCGGUUCAAUUUCUUCAUCAUCAUCGUCAUCAUCAGCAUCACCACCAUUAUCAUCACCAACAUCGGUGACAGCAGUUUCAACUACAACAACUAUAUCGACAAUUCCAUCAGCACGUAAAACGAUAUGCAAUACAAAUCGAAUGUUAAAGUCAGAUUCAGGCAUAUCAGUUGAUCCUAAAAUGACCGGAAGGUCUAAUGUUGUUCCAUUGCUAUCACCAUCAUCAAUCAUUGAUGAUAAUUUGAUGAUUGAAAAUGAUAAAAGAUUAUCCACUGAAAAUGACGAUAUGAUGAUAGGAAUGAUCUCAUCAUCAACUGAAUUCGAGAGCAUACCAUUAUCAGAUGAAAGUGAAUCAGCUUUUUCAACAUUAUCAAAUACAACUGGUAAAGAUUAUAAAAAUCAACAUCAACAACAACAACAACAACGACAAAAACAACAGCAAAUAUUAUCAAAUAUCUCGCCAAAAAAAUCAUUUGUACCAACAGCCGAAUUAAAAGCGACGUUAAAAAUAAUAAAUGAAAAUCUAUUUUCACAACCUAAAUGUUCACUUAUAUUUGCAAAAAGUAUGGCUGUGGUAGGAAAGAAUUGGUUUCGCACAUCAUCAUCAGUGGAUUCAGAUUAUCAUGCUGUCGAAUCUUAUCUUGAUUUUGUGGAAAAAUAUUAUACAACCAAAUUACUUGAAUGGUUAGUCAAUCUGGCCGAUCCAAAUGGCAAUACAGCUUUACAUUAUGCUAUCUCAUACAAUAACUUUGAUAUCGUUUCAAUUCUAUUGGAUUCAAAAGUCUGUGAUGUAAAUCAAUUUAAUAAGAAUGGAUAUACGGCAACUAUGCUUGUUUCAUUGGCUAAAGUGGAGAAUGAAUUACAAAGAGAUAUUGUCGAACGUCUGUUUACAAUGGCCGAUAUUAAUCGUAAAGCCAAACAAAAUGGUCAAACAGCUUUAAUGUUGGCUGCUAGUCAUGGACGUGUUGAAAUUACUAAAAUUCUGCUUGAAUGUGGUGCCGAAAUCAAUCUACAGGAUAAUGAUGGUUCAACGGCAUUGAUGUGUGCCGCUGAACAUGGUCAUAAUGAAGUUAUUUCAUUAUUAUUAUCACAUUCUGAUUGUGAUCCAUUGAUUGAAGAUAAUGAAGGUUCGACAGCGCUGAAAAUUGCCUUGAUCAAUGGUCAUAGAGAUAUUGGUGUUAUGUUGUAUGCAGGAUCCAGUUCUCAUCAUAAACGUAAUAAUGGAACAUUCACCUAUCAUAAUUCCUCAUUGAUUAGUCAUUAUCCAGUUUCAUCACCAAACUCACCAUUAUCAUCAUCUUCGAGUUCAAAUUUUCCAUAUCGUCGACAAUCUUCGUUUCAAAAUUGAAUUUUGUUUUUUCCUCAACUCAUAGAUUAUUUAUCAGACAAUUGUUGUACUGAAAAAAACAUGAAAUAUUUCUAUUUUAAAAAAAAUUGUUUUUAAUCAAAUUUAAGUACAUUGAAUCAUGAAAUGAUUUUUUAAAUUUUAAAUAAUACGCCCAUCACUAAAGAGGAGAAAAAUAUUAAUAAAAAAAAUAGCGUAUAUAUCAACAGCAAUGGGGUCGAUGUUGUGAAAAUAGUGGAAAUUAUUACAUUCAUAAACAGAUGUUCGUAUUCGUAUUGCAGUCAAAUCAAUUGUGUGCGUCCUUUUUUUUGUUGAUGGAUAUCAAAUAUCAACAUAAAAUUUGAUUCAAUUUACAUCAUAAUCUUUUUGUGUUGU